Molecule: messenger RNA, 2648 nt
Organism: Bradysia coprophila
Lineage: Eukaryota; Metazoa; Arthropoda; Insecta; Diptera; Sciaridae
Product: L-gulono-1,4-lactone dehydrogenase-like
Cellular component (GO): membrane
Molecular function (GO): FAD binding; D-arabinono-1,4-lactone oxidase activity
Source: RefSeq, a predicted model, not a curated record
CAUUUGCUUGGAACAGUGUUAACAGGUUAACAACGCUAUACAGACAUUUUUCGCAAUCACUAAUUAUAUUUUUUGCAAAUUUAUUGAGAUCAGCGUCGAAGUGGAAUUCGGAACAGAUAUGAAUUUUACUUCGAUCUGCCUAUUUCUAAUCGGACUGACUUUCGUGCGAUCGGGAGGAAGCAUAACCACCAAAGAAUACACUUCAUACAGACGAAUACCAUUGUGUACACCAUCCGAUGAUAUACGAUACCCGAACACUAAAGAACAAGUGGUCGACAUUGUCAAAGAGGCAAUAUCCCGGAAUGUCACAGUUAAGGCGUUUGGAGCCCGUCACUCUCAAACAGAUAUAAUAUGUACGGAAGGCAUACCGGUCGAUGUUCAGGGUAUUCAACAUUUUCGCCUGCACGACGAUGGAGUCACUGCCACAUUCGGAGCAGGAGUAAAUUUAAGAGAUGCUACUGAAUUCCUUCGACGACACAAGCGUGGUUUACGAACCACACCGGCAUACGGGAAUAUAACAUUAAGCGGUGCUAUUGGCACCGGAGCGCACGGCUCGACGAUUAGAUAUAACGCAUCCAUUUCGUCGCAGGUCAUCGGCCUAACGAUCGUUGAUGGUACAGGAAUGGUGCGAAGCAUUACUGAUCCAAGCGAUCUGAGGUCCUAUCGACUAAAUUUAGGAUUGUUGGGCAUCGUGGUUGACAUAACACUGUACACAGUUCCUCUGUAUAAAACACGUGCCCAUAAUUAUGCCGUUCCCGACGAAGUACUAACAAACGGUGUAGGAACAAACUGGGCUAAGACCACAGACCAAAUCGCUUUUUAUUGGUUUCCCGCCUUCCAUGAAGUAGUUAUUGCCAACUGGACCAUUGUCGACGUUCACACACAGGGAAACGCAAAGACAAAUGAUCACGUACCAUCGUCUUAUGCCAGUUUCAAUGCACUUGCGGCCUUCGGAAAGGAGAUCAUUUUUGGCCUCACUUCCAGUACGUGCGCUGUAGCUAAUUCGCUUGGCUACACAAUUCUUCACGCCGUUGAAUAUUACAUGCAAUUGUCGCUGUUGAUUCAAACACCGAAUUUUGCGCCAAUUUAUACAGAAGACGAGUAUACCGUCACGAAUCCGGCAAUUGGAUAUUACGAUCUAAUGUUCGCUCCAAUUUGUUAUGACGAUGAAAGAGGUCCGCUAGGAUCAGCCUGUGUGUGGGCACACGGAGAGAAUGAGAUCACAAUUCUUGAUAACGAGUUUGCCCUUGACCUAGCUGAUAUGCCAAACUUCAUCAAAGAUGUGAAAGGUGUUCUAAGUAAAACUCCAACGGCCUUUCCUCUGCAAGGUAUUCUAAUGCGGUUUUCAGAUUCAUCAGACAUUUUCCUGUCAACAGCUUACGGUCGCCAGACAGUUCACUUUGAAUUCUACGUUUGGAACAGAAAUGAUCCGUACAACGAUCCAUCGGGAUGUUUAGCAGGAUAUCAGACGAUUCUACAAAUUCUAACUCGAAAAUAUCGAGCCCGUUCGCAUUGGGGGAAGAGCGGAUUGGUUUAUCACAAUAGUGAAAGCAUCGAUCUGAAAUUGGAUAGGGAUGCUCGUCGAGGAUUCAUUGCCGCGAUGAAUAAAUUUGAUCCGAAUGAGAUUUUCAUUAACAAUUUCGGGCGCCGCAUCAAACGUAAAGGAACAACAGUUGACAUUGACCCGUUGACAGUGCAUUGUGCCUUAUUGGACAAUUGCAUUUGCUCCAAAGACACCGACUGUGGAAUAGAUCAAAUGUGUACAACGUUGCCGGGAUAUACUUACAACGUUUGCAGGACAAUAAAUGAAGUGCCAGAAUUUACGGUCGAUAGGAGCGUUUUCCCACCCCCACUCGGUGUUUUGGGAUUCCUUUUAAACAAUAUUCACACGCUGGCCGGCGCAGUCCUUGCAAACUGCUCUCUAAGUGAUAUGGUUGGUGGAGUACUGGGUGUACUUGGAAAAGUUGGUAAAUUUUAGUCUAAUAUUAGGCAAAUCGUUUUUACGUUUUCCGAUCCAAAAAGUCUGAUGAAAUUGGUUUUGGUCAGUAUACAGAUGGGCGUCCAUUUUCGGUAAAUUUAUUUGGAAAAAUAAUUCUACCAACAUGGGUCCUGGCAUAAAGCGCGUCACAUUUUUUAGUUAACUUUUAAUUUAUGUUCCCCUCCUCCGGUCUAAUACCACAUGGUGUCAGUUGUUUAAUUUUAUGUGACUCCACAUUGUGACGCAUGUUGUUGUCGUAGAACUGUGAUAUUACACUACAAUCGCUAAACCUACAAAUAGCAAACCGGUGCAACUUUCUCAAAUCUUAAGUUCAAGGUUGGUAAAGACCAAGGUAUAUGCUGGAGAGGUAAUGUCAUUCAGUCGCGAGUUUCACAAAAUAUUGAGUGUGUCUAUCUCAAGACAGUUGGCCCACCAGGUCUCUACAUUUAUUUUUUUGUUUCUAACGAGAGGAAGAGAUGGCAUUUGGCUCAUUUGGUUAAAUGUAUCGUAUCAGUACCCACGAAAUCCACCUUGGAAAAGACUUGAUUUUGCUAAAUUUGCAUGUAAUUACGACGUUUAGCUGUUGUGAAAGGUGUAGUGAGCUGAAAUGUACUUAGUUUCACAUAAAUAAAAUCAAAUUUAAGACGAAAAAUUUAUUAAUAUUGAAAAC